UAAGUUGCAAAGCAAAUAACGCAUAGGUUAAAUACAUUUGUAUAUACAAUGUGUGCAUGAAAAUUAAAAAUGAUAUUUGGUUUGUGUUAUAGAAUAUGAUUUCGGGUGGAUCUGUUUUUCUUAUAUUUAUUCAGGUGUAAACAGAUAUAUCGCGCCGCAAGCAACUUUGUUAUGUUACAAGGCUAAUGACAACGUAAGACAUGGUACAGGAAACAUCAGACGGUAGAUCAUAUAAGUCUAUUGUUUGUGCUAAUACGUAGCAUGGAUUUAUUUAAAUCAUACAGUUUUCUAUAGUGUUAUAUGAUGAUGCUAAUACGUAACAUAAAUGUAACAUGUUUGUGCUAAUAAGACGUGACAUUGAAUGUAAGACGUACCGUUGAACGUAACAUAGGUUUCCCGCAAAUAUAAAGGCGUAUUAACACCGGGUAAUCUUAUUGAAUGAAAGGCGUUUUAAAGAAAUAUUGUUUGAGGUUUUCGUUAGGUUGAGAAAUCGAUAGGAAAACAGCAAUGACUGCUUCUCGCAUCUUUGUUACAUCAUUGGUAAUUAUUCACCUGUUUGUACUUCAGUGUAAAGCAUUGCCGAAUCUCGUUACUGUGAGGUACCAUACAUUUGAAUUUACAUCUGAAAAUGAACACAUACCAUUUUCCAAGUUUAAGGAAGCUGGGAACCAAGUCGCUCCUAAGAUCCAGGACUCUCUCCUUGACCCGGAUGCUCUAUACACAAUAAUAAUGGUGGACCCAGACGCGCCUUCAGCAGCGCAACACACAUAUAGAUCGUGGUUGCAUUAUUUAGGGUCAAACUUAAAACCAAACAGCCAGGACGGCGAGUUAAAUUUGAAUGCUCCAGAAAACAACAUAAUCACGAAAUACAACGGACCUUCCCCUCCAAUAGGAUCGGGACCUCAUCAUUAUCAGGUCUACGUUUUUAAGCAAGAAGAAGCCUACGAUCAGGCACCUAUCCGAAACAGAGCGAAAUUUAACGUGGAAAAUUUUAAGCGCAGUCAUUCCUUGGAAUUGGUUGGAAAAGCGGGCUUUAUUACUGAACGCUAAAAAUGGUAUGCUGUAAAACUGCCAUGUAAAUUGCUGCUGGCUGUGGUGUUUCUGUUCGCUUGGUACUACACAGAGCUGCGUUUCUAGUUCCACUAUAGAUAGUUUUACACUGUUAUUCUACUAUAUAAUACUUCGUUCCCCAGAAACAAUUAGUCAUGCUCUUUCAUUGUACAGCUUUUAAUUCGAAACCAUAAACAGAACUUUCAAGUUA
Messenger RNA from Ciona intestinalis (vase tunicate), 1261 nucleotides. Lineage: Eukaryota; Metazoa; Chordata; Ascidiacea; Phlebobranchia; Cionidae. The record is from RefSeq and is a predicted model, not a curated record.